CAACGCCUACCGCGUUACGGCGCAAAUACUCCCUUCCACGUCGUCUCCGUUACGUCAUAUUACAACUUUGGUCACGUUAUCGCGUUUACAACCAAACCUAACAAAAUAACCCACUUUUUAAACGCAAUUUCAUGUUUAUUUUUGUUCGUAACACUGCCGAAAUGCCUGCUCCAAAAUUUUCAAUUGUUGAACGCACUUUGUUAAUAAACAUGGUUCAGAUUUUAUUGUAUUUGCUACUUAUUAUAAGAUAUAGAUAAAGAAUGCAGAACGCAAGAUAUCGUUUGCUUUGUAUCCGUGACACAUCGAUAACAUGUUAUCACCGUUUUUAAUCAUUAUGAUUACGAAGAAAAAUAAAAACACCGAGUAUUGAUCGAGCCGGCUUUAAACAUAUUUGUUUUUCCCUUCUACACGUUUUCAUAUUCAUCAGUAAAUGAUUCAUCUUAUUCCGACACACAUGCCAGUCAGUACAUACACACGACAAUAUACUAUUUUCUAAUUAACAUUUCGUUUUUGAAUCAUACCUCGGAGAUUUUUAUUCUUGAAUAUUAAUAACAUUUAUAUUUAAAAUGGACAAUUCAAUUAAGACUUUGGAACAAAAUUUAUUUGUAAAUAUUUUAACAUCUUUAAAAACUACAAGUGAUAUAAAAUGGGUAUUGAAGUCUUUGAAUACAGAACAAUUAUCCUUUACAUCUGGAUAUAAAUAUUUAUCGAAUUAUCAGAAAAGAAAAUUACUUGAAAAAAACAUAAAAUUAACAAUUCAAGAGGUAAUACCAUCAAACAGUAUUAAUUUAGAUUUUGCUACAAACAAAGCAUUGGAAAUACUUAAUGAUCUUCAAAGUAUCAAAAAAAAUAUAACCAUUAGAAUGAUGGGAUACAUUUUAAUUAAAAUUCUGAAAUCAAAACUUCAAGGCUUAUAUGUAAAUGAACGAACAUUGAUGAUGAUAAAAUCUAAUUUUAACAAUACUCCAGUGAUAUUUGUUCCAAGUCACAGGAGUUACCAAGAUUUUAUUUUAAUGGCAUUCAUUUGCUUCAAUUACAACAUUGAAAUUCCAUAUGUUGCAGCUGCAAUGGAUUUUAAAAAUAUGAAAGUAAUGGGAAAUUUAUUGAAACAAUGUGGUGCUUUUUUUUUACAUCGAGGAGAAAGUGCUCAAGAUGUUAUAUACCGAUCAGUAUUAUAUACUUAUGUCAAAUAUUUAGUAACUACUGAAAGUUCACCGUUACAGUUUUUUAUUGAAGGUACACGCAGUCGAUCUAAUAAAUCAAUUCAUCCAAAGUUAGGAAUACUUAAGUGUAUUAUAAAUAUGUUAUUAAAAAGUGAAGUUCAAGAUAUAAUUAUCAUUCCAAUUUCUAUUAAUUAUGAUCACCUUCUUGAAGAUAAAUUAUUUUGUUAUGAACUUCUUGGAAUUCCCAAACCAAAAGAAACUACUUUGGGAUUGAUAAAUAGCAUUAAAAGCAUGGACGAUCAUUAUGGCAAUAUUUAUAUUAACUUUGCUACUCCUAUUUCACUUCAAAAAUACAUAAAUGAUAUAAAUAUUAAUGAAGACAAUAAUGAAACUCGUAUAAUAUCAACAAUUGCUCAUGAAAUUAUUUAUAGGCAACAACAUAGUAUGGUUUUAUCAUACUUUAAUAUUUUAGCUGUUGCGUUGCUUUACAACAUAUCUAAAAAUAACACCAAUGAUAUUCCCUUAGAUAAAAUAAUUGAUCAAAUAAGUUGGAUAAGUUUAUUAUUUAAAAAAUGUGGGGCUCAAAUUGAAGCAAAAGAGUAUGAUAUUAAAAGUAGAAUUAUUGAUACCAUUCAACUUCAUCAAAACUUUGUUAUGUUAAAGGAUAAUGUAAUAACAUUUAAGAAGAACUAUUCUAUGAAUAAUAAUAUUUAUCCGAUAAAUUUACCAGGAAAUUUAAAUCUAAAAGCUGAAAUGUUUGAUUAUGCUUUUCCAUUGAUCUUAAAUCAGCUUUAUGUUAAUCCAUCAUUACAUUUUAUUAUAAAUAUUGGAUUUAUACUUAUAGUAUCAAAAUGUCAGAUAAUUUGGAAAAAUGAAAUCUUGGAUUUAGAAAGAAAGUUUAUUUUAUUAAGAAAACUAUUUGAGUUUGAAUUUGUAUUUUUCGAUGGCUGUGAAAAGCAAGAUUUUAAAUACAGUCUUUUAAUUUAUCUACACAUACAAGAAAAAGAAAAAGAAUUGCUUCGUUGUUUAAUUAUUAAUCCUUAUGUAUCAUGUUACCGACUCAUCUAUAAUUGUAUGAUAAAUACACAACAAAAUAUAAUUUCAGAAGAAUAUAUUCAUGAAUCAAUUUACUUAAAAAUUGAAGAAUUACACAUACAUCCUUAUGGUUUAACUAAAGACUUAAUCAAAUCUGCAUUAGAUGCUCUAUGUAAAAUAGAAAUAAUUAAAAAAAUUAAAAAAAAUGAAACAAUUAUGUUUAACAUAAAUAGAGUGGCUGUCUCGGAGUUAGUUAACAUAUUUGAUAAUCUUAUACUAAAUGGGAAAAAUCUAUUAAAAUCUAGUAUUUAAAUGAAGAUGCAUUUUUAAUUAAAAAGUGAAUUAUGA
Molecule: messenger RNA, 2546 nt
Organism: Sipha flava (yellow sugarcane aphid)
Lineage: Eukaryota; Metazoa; Arthropoda; Insecta; Hemiptera; Aphididae
Gene: Dhap-at
Product: dihydroxyacetone phosphate acyltransferase
Exons: 16
Coding region: 567-2510 (647 amino acids)
Biological process (GO): ether lipid biosynthetic process
Cellular component (GO): peroxisomal membrane; mitochondrial membrane
Molecular function (GO): glycerone-phosphate O-acyltransferase activity
Source: RefSeq, a predicted model, not a curated record